Salmo salar (Atlantic salmon) is the source of this 1744-nucleotide messenger RNA. Its product is annotated as 4-hydroxyphenylpyruvate dioxygenase-like protein. Gene Ontology annotation, biological process: aromatic amino acid metabolic process. The record is from RefSeq and is a predicted model, not a curated record. Gene Ontology annotation, molecular function: 4-hydroxyphenylpyruvate dioxygenase activity. Lineage: Eukaryota; Metazoa; Chordata; Actinopteri; Salmoniformes; Salmonidae.
GGAAGGCAGUUGUUGUCCGCGGACCGGCUCGGCUUUAUUACUCUUUAUUAAAGUCUAUAUUGAAUUUACAAGUUCUUGUAAGAAGUGUUAUUCUUAAGACAAUUUUCCACGACAGACCCUAUAUAAAUUAUUUUUCUUUUCGGUGACGACGCACACACCAACUUGACGUCAUAACAAAAUGGCAGCCUACUUGAGCCGGUUGCACCACAUUUCACUCCACGUUACAAACGUGGAUAAAAUAGCGUAUGAACUGGUUUCUAAAUUUAAGUUUAAUUUAUUUGUUGCGAGGCUGACGGAGAAGUCUAAACAGUUGGCUUUUAGAAAAGGAGCGGCAGUUUUCGUCGUCAAUGAAAGACCAAACAAGUCCCCUCUUGAAUUGAACGGAGUAACGCUAUCGACCGGGAGAGGGAUAUCUCCUUCACAAUCGGAACCGGGAUGGACUAACAACAUUCAACCGGGGGAAAACAACGACAAGGAUCCGAAUUGUCUUUACGAUGUCCACCCACAUUAUCCCGUCGAUACCGCGUCUAACGUCUGUUUCGAAGUGGAAGAUGUGGAAAGGUCAUUCAAGUCUCUUCGUAACCUCGGCUGCGAUUUCUUGGUUCCCCCGACAGAGGUGUGUGACGAGAAGGGACUUGUCACCUAUUCAGUCGUCAAAUCAAUAUUGGGAAAUGUGAACCACACGCUCGUUGACACGAGUAAAUAUAAGGGGAGCUUCUUACCCGGGUUUCAGGAGGUUGAAAACGUGGCUAAGAGUACAGAGUCAUGUCCAAUCACUCAUUUUGAUCACAUUACCUAUGCUUGUCCAAGACGGUGCACACCGCAGGUGAUGAGCUGGUAUGAGCGACACUUUGGCUUCCAGAGAUUCUUCAUUGACAGUAAUGAGGAUGUGGAUGAGGGCUAUGUUCUGAACAAGGAGGGCAUUGGACUGCGUCUCACAGCCAUGGAGUACUGGAAAUGCAGCGAAACAGGAAUCAAGCUUCCCUUCACAGAUAGGAAACAACCGGACUGCAAGUUUGUCAUUGCAGAGUCGCUGCCUGAACAAGGCAGGAACCAGGUGGACACCUUCCUGGAGCAGCACAGAGGCCCAGGGAUACAGCACAUUGGAUUGUACACACAGGACAUAGUAUCCACAGCACAGACCAUGGGCCAGGCAGGAGUACACUUCUUCUCUCCUCCACCUGCCUACUACACGGAGGUGGGUAAGCAGCAGGAGAUGGAGGACGUAGGUUACGACCCCCAGAUGCUGUCUCAGCACGGCAUCCUCCUGGACACAGACCUGCGCCAGGCCCAGACUGACCCCUCCUGUCAGACUACAGACACGCAGAAGAAAAGAUACCUGCUUCAGGUGUUCACCAAGCCCAUCUUCUCAGAGGACACUUUCUUCCUGGAGCUAAUUGAGAGGAGAGGUGCGUCAGGGUUCGGAGAGGGGAACAUCCAAGCCCUGUGGAGGUCUGUCCAGGCAUACAUGGACACAGAGAGGGCAGAGACUGAGGCACAAGGAGAGAACACAACUCAACCACAGAACAUAACCCCAGAACCGAAGCACUGCCACAACGCGUAACAUCUUACAGCGAACACCUUCCUCCGCUACUCUUUUGUCUGUGUGAGGCUACAAUACACUGAGGUUCCCGGGGAAGCUGUGAAGGACCGGGGAAGCAUGAUUGAAUGAUUGUGUUUAUGAGUCUGUUAUUAAAUGUUUAUGUUUAAUGAUUUUUCAUUAAAUCAUGUAUGACUACAAAUA